This is a messenger RNA of Paramecium octaurelia, 385 nucleotides long. NCBI's taxonomy places the organism in Eukaryota, Ciliophora, Oligohymenophorea, Peniculida, Parameciidae. The record is from the annotation of a GenBank genome assembly.
AUGAAUGUGAUUGAAUGCGAAUUGAAAGUAGAUGUAAAUCCUGGAUGGGUUAAAUUCUCAAUUAUGAAAGUACCCCUUCGAGAAAAGAUUAUUAAUUAUACAUUUUUCAUAGUGAACAGUAAAAAAAUGCAUUCAUACCUUGAAAUCAUAAAAGGCAAACUUGUUAUUCAUAGACAGGACUAAUUCCCAAGAAUGGAACAUAUUGAAGUACCUUGUAGAUAAAUAAGGAUACAACAAAUACCUUAAGCUUUUUUUCAUCAAAUUGAAUUGAAGAUUCCUAGAAAGAUCCAAGAAGAAAUCAGAGACUUUCAAUAAUGAUUGAUAUCAAACACAAACUAAUUGGAGAUAUAAAAUUCAAUCAUCUAUCUAAUAGAUUGAAGUUUUA